Molecule: messenger RNA, 2633 nt
Organism: Phascolarctos cinereus (koala)
Lineage: Eukaryota; Metazoa; Chordata; Mammalia; Diprotodontia; Phascolarctidae
Gene: GDF11
Product: growth differentiation factor 11
Cellular component (GO): extracellular region
Molecular function (GO): cytokine activity; growth factor activity
Source: RefSeq, a predicted model, not a curated record
GCCCCCCCAGCCCUCCCUCCCCUCCCCUCCAGCAUGGUGCCCGCGGCCCCAGUGCUCUUCUGCCUCCUGCUCCUCGCCCUGGAGCUGCGGCCCCGGGGGGAGGCGGCCGAGGGCCCGGCGGCCGGCGGGGAGCGCGGGACCCAGGCGUCCGAGGAGCCGGAGGGCUGCCCCGUGUGCGUCUGGCGCCAGCACAGCAAGGAGCUGAGGCUGGAGAGCAUCAAGUCGCAGAUCUUGAGCAAACUGAGGCUCAAGGAAGCGCCCAACAUCAGCCGCGAGGUAGUGAAGCAGCUCCUGCCCAAGGCGCCCCCCCUGCAGGAGAUUCUGGACCUACACGACUUCCAAGGCGACGCGCUGCAGCCCGAGGACUUCCUGGAGGAGGACGAGUACCACGCCACCACCGAGACCGUCAUCAGCAUGGCCCAGGAAACGGACCCUGCCGUGCAGACAGAUGGCAGCCCCCAUUGUUGCCACUUCCACUUCAGCCCCAAAGUGAUGUUCACAAAGGUGCUGAAGGCCCAGCUGUGGGUGUACUUGAGGCCAGUACCCCGCCCUGCCACUGUCUACCUGCAAAUCCUUCGUCUCAAGCCCCUCGUGGGGAAGGAACUGCAGGAAGUGGGGGUGGGGGGGCGGCGCCACAUCCGGAUCCGAUCCCUCAAGAUCGAGUUGCACUCAAGAUCGGGCCACUGGCAGAGCAUCGACUUCAAACAGGUGCUGCACAGUUGGUUCCGCCAGCCACAGAGUAACUGGGGCAUUGAGAUCAACGCUUUCGAUCCCAGUGGCACUGACCUGGCUGUUACCUCCCUGGGGCCAGGCGCUGAAGGGCUGCACCCAUUCAUGGAGCUUCAUGUGCUGGAGAAUACAAAACGAUCCAGGAGGAAUCUGGGCCUCGACUGUGAUGAGCAUUCCAGUGAGUCCCGCUGCUGCCGAUACCCACUAACCGUGGACUUUGAGGCCUUCGGCUGGGACUGGAUCAUCGCGCCCAAACGCUACAAGGCCAACUACUGUUCUGGCCAGUGCGAGUAUAUGUUCAUGCAGAAGUACCCACAUACCCACCUGGUGCAGCAGGCUAAUCCCCGAGGCUCAGCUGGGCCUUGUUGUACUCCCACCAAGAUGUCCCCCAUCAACAUGCUCUAUUUUAAUGAUAAGCAGCAGAUUAUCUACGGCAAGAUCCCCGGCAUGGUGGUGGAUCGCUGUGGCUGCUCUUAAGUUCCCUCCUCUUGGUGGAACAGAAGCAGCAAGCAGCUGAAGCAAAGAGAUGAAUCCUGAGCACUUACCACGGGCACUUUACGGACAUGAAAUACCUCUCGAUAUUUGGGGGAGCAAAGUGGGCCAGGGCGGAUGGUGGAGGGAUGUUGAGGGCUGCAGGGAGUUUUAAGGUCUGGUGCACUGGGAAGCAUAUGGUAGGAGAAGGCUUCACAAAAUAGGGCCCUCAACAAAGAUUUAAGGGAAUUCUCCCUCCACUGGUUCAUUUUUCAUCUAGAUCCCUGGGGCCCUCUUUAGUCCUGUAGAAGGCUACAGAGAUAUGAAGAUAUGCCUCAAUAGGCAAAGCUCUGAGCGGUCACAGUUAUGACCAGGGGCCUUGCUGGGGAUAAGAUUGGGCCACAGACAAAGGCACCAGACUUAUUGUUGUCGGCAAGUUUAUUCAGAAGGCCCACCAUAUUCUAGCCUGCCCUGAGGAGGGUGCAGGAGCCUGGCCAGAUGAACUUGACUAUCUUUCCCUGGUGAGGGGAUGAUGGGGGCCUUGCAAGGCAUUCUUUUUCCCAUUCUCAGGAGAGAAGGUACUUUGGGGGAGGGGUGACAUCUCCUUUUCACCCCUACCUCCUAGUCUUGGCAGGUUCCCAGUCUUUCCUCUCCAGCCCUGUUCUUUACUAUUCUUAUCACCCCAAUCCAAGAAAAACUAUCAUCACCGCCACUCCUCAUCCAUGGUGGGGAGGGAGGGGAGAACCAGAGAGGUCAAGAUCAGAAGAUGACUCUUCCCAAAUCAACACCUGAUCACAGGCCCAGGGGCCAGGCAAGGGGCAGGGGCAUCAUAUGACCUCCCAAUAUAGGUUCUAAGGGAAACUAGAGCCUUGAACUUGGGGGGAUACUUAGAAGACACCCCCAUUCCUACCAAAUAAAGACCUUGGGGGAAUCUAAGGCUCUUUUUCUUUUGGACAUGAACCUAUUGAGUCUCAAUCCCCUGUCCCCCCAAAGAGGUUAUUAGAGACAGGGCUCAGAGACACAAAAGGAGCUAGGGAAUGUUCCCCUGCUUCAAGUAUGUGGACAAAGACAGUGCCCCCUUUGAACGUAUCAUAAUUAUUAUUUACUUUUGUGUAUAUGUCACACUGUGUACAUGAACAACUUUCUGUAUUGGUCACCUGAGAAGGUUGGGGGUAAUAAGAAGGGAUGUCAGGGGGCACAGGGAAGGCCUUAAAAGAAUAGAGAACUUCUUUACCAAGACAGUCUCCCCAAAGGAUGCACGGAAAUGAAGACAUGGGGAAGUUUCUGAGUUAAGUGAUAUAGGACAGAGAUAGCCAUUGGCCCUUUUUGGGGGUUUUUUAAAUGGUUUUUUUGGAGUUUUGGGGUGGUCACAUGACCCAAUCUAGCACUUGAACCUGAAAGAAAAAUAAUAAAGUCAAAGAGUUUAGCACUAA